AUGGCCAGAAUAAAGAAGAGGGGUACCACCGGGAAUGCCAAAAACUUUAUUACGAGAACCCAAGCAAUCAAGAAAUUGCAGAUUUCUUUGGCCGAUUUCCGUCGUCUUUGUAUAUUCAAAGGGAUUUAUCCAAGAGAACCAAGAAACAAGAAGAAAGCUAACAAAGGAUCUACUGCUCCUGUAACCUUUUAUUAUUCAAAGGAUAUUCAAUAUCUCUUGCAUGAACCUGUAUUGGACAAAUUCAGACAGCACAAGACAUUUGCCAAAAAAUUGCAAAAAGCUUUGGGAAGAGGAGAAGUUAGCGAUGCCUAUAAAUUGGAUCAACACAGACCAAAGUAUACUUUGAACCACAUCAUCAAAGAAAGGUAUCCUACAUUUGCUGACGCAUUGCGUGACUUGGAUGAUCCGUUAAACAUGUUGUUUCUUUUUGCUAACAUGCCUGCAACAGACAAGGUUUCUGCCAAAGUUGUUUCUGAAGCUGAAAAGUUGUGCAAUCAAUGGUUAGCUUACGUUGCUAAAGAAAGAUGCUUGAAAAAAGUUUUUGUGUCUAUCAAAGGUGUUUAUUACCAAGCCACUGUUAAGGGACAAGAAAUAAGAUGGUUGAUUCCGUACAAAUUUCCUACAAAUAUUCCGACCGACGUUGACUUUAGAAUUAUGUUGACGUUUUUGGAAUUUUAUUCUACUUUGGUACAUUUUGUGUUAUACAAACUUUACAAUGAAGCUGGGUUGAUUUAUCCUCCAAUAAUUGAGAAAUCAAUUGGGUUAAGUGGAUACGUUUUGCAAGAUAAAGAUGCUCCUUUGAAGAAGAAAGAGGAAAAGAAUGACGAAGAAGGAAAGAAUUUGUCAAAGAAAGAAUUGAACAAGGCCAUAAAAGCAGAUCAAGAACAACAAGAAAACGACGAGCAAGACAACAACAACGGAGAAUCAGUAGAAGAUAUUGAAUUGGACGAAUUCACAUCGACUAAAGAGGACUCGUUAUUACAACCUUCAAAGUAUGCAUCUCUGACAGCAGAAUUAUUUUCCAAGUUUAUCUUUUACAUUGGCAGAGAAGUUCCGUUAGACAUUUUAGAAUUCUGUAUAUUAUCAUGUGGGGGUAAGAUAAUUUCAGAAAUUGCUAUUGACGAUUUGAAGAUUAAUGAUCCUGAGGCAUAUAAGAAAUUGAAUUUAUCAAAUAUAACUCAUCAAAUCAUUGACAGACCCAAGAUCUUGCAAAAAGUUCCCGGAAGAACUUAUGUACAACCACAGUGGGUUUUUGACUCCAUCAACAAACAAGAAUUGAUUAAUGUCAAUGAAUACGCUGCAGGUGAAACAUUACCACCUCAUUUAUCUCCAUGGGGUGAUGCUGGUGGUUAUGAUCCAAACAAGGAAGUUGAAAAGGAAGACGGUGAAGCUGAAGAAGACACCGACGAAGAAGAAGAAGAAGUUGAAAUUGAGGACGGAGAUGAAGAUCAAGAAGAUGAGGAAGAGGAAGAAGAUGAAGACCUCAAGGCUCAAAAGGAAUUGGAAUUAGAAGCUGCUGGUGUUAAAUUCUCUGAAAUAAAUGAAGAGGAUAAGAAGAGUCACUCCAAAAAAUCGAAGGGAACUUCCAACAAAGAAGCUGAUGAAGAAAAGGAAUUGAAGAAGAUUAUGAUGUCUAAUAAGCAAAAGAAAUUGUUCAAGAAGAUGCAAUAUGGUAUUGAGAAGAAAGAAAAUAGAGAAAAACAAUUGACCAAAAAGAAGAAGCAAUUGAACAAAAAGAAAGAACAAUUGAAAAAAUUGAAUUGA
Molecule: messenger RNA, 1764 nt
Organism: Candida albicans SC5314
Lineage: Eukaryota; Fungi; Ascomycota; Pichiomycetes; Serinales; Debaryomycetaceae
Gene: PES1
Product: mRNA-binding ribosome synthesis protein
Exons: 1
Coding region: 1-1764 (587 amino acids)
Biological process (GO): ribosome biogenesis; maturation of LSU-rRNA from tricistronic rRNA transcript (SSU-rRNA, 5.8S rRNA, LSU-rRNA)
Cellular component (GO): nucleolus; PeBoW complex
Molecular function (GO): RNA binding
Source: RefSeq, a predicted model, not a curated record